CCCCGCCUGGCGACUGGGCCGAACACAACUCCGGCUCAAGCCCAACCUUCCACCACCGCUCCCGUCUCCCUCCCUGGCCUCCUCGCGUCGCGUUCCUCUCGUCCGUACGUCGACGCCGCCGACCGGCUCGCACCGCGGACAGUAACUCAGUCCGAUCGAGCCUCCCUCUUCCCAGAUUCGGGUCCUGGCUACAGCCGCCGCCGCAUCCGUCGCCUUCAUACCGCGUGCUCUCGCUCGCGCUCCCUCUACGACUGGGCGGGCUACCGCAGCCGCCGCCCUACGCCAGGUGCCGAGCCCUUCGCCGAUCUCUUCGCCGACGAAGAGCGCCCACAAGUAGACCGAUGGAGUGCGUGGUGCAGGGAAUCAUCGAGACCCAGCAUGUCGAAGCUCUGGAGGUUCUUCUCCAGGGUCUCUCUGGUGUCCCAAAAGAGCGUGUUAGGGUGCAUGAGCUCUGCCUUAAAAGUGGACCCAAUCUAGGUGUUGUCCCAUCGGAGGUUCGUUUGUUGUGUGACUUAGCUCAGCCCACACCAUCCUGGACCAUAAGACAUGUUGGUGGUGCCAUGAGAGGUGCUGGUGCAGAGCAAAUCUCAGUUCUGGUUCGUACAAUUGUGGAGAGCAAAGCUAGCAAGAACGUCUUGCACUACUUCUACACUCUAGGGUACAAGCUAGACCAUGAACUCUUGAAGAUUGGUUUUGCGUUUCGUUUCCACCGAGGUGCCCAAAUCACUGUCACUGUUACAUCUACUAACAAGAUGCCAAGGCUCCAUGCUACCGAUGAGGCUGUGCCAGUCACUCCUGGCAUACAGUUAGUGGAAAUCACAGCCCCUGCUGCUGCUGAUAAUUACAAUGAUGUUGUUUCAGCUGUCUCUGCAUUCUGUGAAUAUCUUGCCCCGCUUCUGCAUCUGUCAAAACCAGGACACUCGACUGGAAUUGUUGCAACUGCAGGCGCUGCUGCUGCCUCACUCAUGUCAAGUGGUGGUGGCAAAACCUUGUAAUGCUGCCGCUACAGCCAAAGUCCAUUCUUUGAGAUGAGUGGGCGUGGCUGAUGAGGUGGCCUUCUUCAGGCUGAGCAAUCAGUUUUGCCUGCUAGUGGUGGCCUUCUUCAGGCUGAGCAAUCAGUUUUGCUUCUGGUGCCAACCUAGGUGGUGGUUUGACUGAUUGCAUGAUUGCUGAUGGGGUCGUGCCUUGUAGUUGCAGGUCCGCACCUGUUGUGUACAUGCAUUAUUUUUAGUAAACUUAUUGACCAAAUUAUUUAGCUGGCAACGUGAUCUGAUCUAUGUAUACCUGUUCUAGAGUCAAGUUCUCACAGUUUUUGCAAUGCUUUAUUGGCUGCAAGUAGAUGGCCAAUAUUGCUGCCAUCUGAUCUGAUCAUGUACCAAAUUAUUUUUAGUAAUCUCAUGAUGUCUCAGUGAGUUGUGUUUU
Messenger RNA from Sorghum bicolor (sorghum), 1422 nucleotides. RefSeq names its product mediator of RNA polymerase II transcription subunit 18. Gene Ontology annotation, cellular component: core mediator complex; mediator complex. NCBI's taxonomy places the organism in Eukaryota, Viridiplantae, Streptophyta, Magnoliopsida, Poales, Poaceae. Bases 342 to 995 code for a protein of 217 amino acids. The record is from RefSeq and is a predicted model, not a curated record. Gene Ontology annotation, molecular function: transcription coregulator activity. The transcript has 6 exons. Gene Ontology annotation, biological process: termination of RNA polymerase II transcription; regulation of transcription by RNA polymerase II.